Molecule: messenger RNA, 867 nt
Organism: Anthostomella pinea
Lineage: Eukaryota; Fungi; Ascomycota; Sordariomycetes; Xylariales; Xylariaceae
Source: the annotation of a GenBank genome assembly
AUGUCGUCCCAACUCAAGGAAAGCAAGAUCGCCUUCAUCGGCGGCGGCAACAUGGCAGCCGCCAUCAUCGGCGGCCUGACCGUGACAGGCAUCGCCAAGCAAAACAUCGUCGUCUCGGAGCCGUGGGCCGUGAACCGGGACAAGAUGGCGGCGCAGGGUCUCCGGGUCACAACGUCCAACGCCGACGCCGCGCGCGACGCCCACCUCGUCAUCCUGGCCGUCAAGCCCCAGGUCGCGCAGGGCGUGUGUCGGGAGCUGGCCGAUGCGUGGUCUUCUUCUUCUUCUUCGCCGCUGGUCAUCUCCAUCGCGGCCGGCAUCACGCUGGCGAGCCUGCAGGCCUGGUUCAAACCGACCGGUCAGGAGGGCGCUGCCGCGCCUCCGCACAUCGUCCGCGUCAUGCCCAAUACGCCGGCGCUGGUCGGAGAGGGUGCGUCGGGCCUGUUUGCUGCGAACGAUGUGUCGGGAGCCGAACGGGAGCUGGCGACUGCGCUGGUGCGCAGCGUCAGUAAGGCCGUCGAGUGGGUGGACCGUGAGGAGUUGAUUGAUGUUGUCACGGGGCUGUCAGGAUCUGGACCCGCUUAUUUCUUCGCAAUGGUGGAACACCUGGUUGAAAGUGCCACAAAGCUAGGCCUCACGCGCGAACAGGCCACCCGCCUGGCGACGCAGACAUGUCUCGGCGCUGGCAAGAUGCUCGUCGAGUCUCCUGAGGAGCCGGCGCAGCUGCGCAAGAAUGUGACCAGCCCUAACGGCACGACGGCCGCUGCGCUGGACAGCUUCGAGGCUUCUGGUUUCGCGGGGAUCGUGGACAAGGCUGUUAAUGCGGCGACGACGCGGGGAGAAGAGCUGGGCCGGACGCUGGGGCAGUGA